AUGUUCUGUGGGGACGUGAGAACGGUGGUACAGGAGAGGGCAGGGGGGAGGGAUGACGGCCUGUGGACUCCGGCUUCGCUGGAUAAGCAGCUGAUGAGCAAGCCCCUCAUUGCCUUUCCUUCCUUGAUCAUGCUCCCUCUUGUGGUCGUGCUCUCUCGUCUAUCUGCUUUCCUCCUUGCUGUUUCCGUCUUCCCGCCCCAGUGUUCCCACCAUCCCUGCGCAUUCCUCCUAACCAUUCUCCCCCCCCCCUCCCCCUCCCCUCGAUUCCUCCCGCCCAUUCAUUCCUUCCACCCAUCCAUCCGCCCAUCCCUCCCGUCCAUUCCUCCGCGCGGCUCAUGUCUCCCGCCCGUGCAGCGCCUCAUUGACCCGCCAGUCCCCUUGGAAACAAAGGAUCCCGACGAAGUGGUGGAAUCAGAAUUCUUUGGCACACGCCAGGCCUUCCUGUCGCUGUGCCAAGCUCUCCUUGCUCAUGCCACUACCUGCACCCCCUCCCGUCCCCCCCACCCCCAGCGCCCCAUCGACCCGCUAGUACCAGCAGAAAACAAAGGACCCAGAGGAGGUGGUGGAGUCCGUCCCAUCGACCCGCUGGUUCCUUCCGAAACAAAGGACCCCGACGAAGUGGUGGAGUCGGAGUUCUUUGACACACGCCAGGCCUUCCUGUCGCUGUGCCAGGGCAACCACUACCAGUACGACACUCUCCGCCGCACCAAGCACUCCUCCCUCAUGAGGCCCAUCGACCCGCCAGUCCCUACGGAAACAAAAGAUCCGGAUGAAGUGGUGGAGUCUGAAUUCUUUGACACGCGGCAGGCGUUUCUCUCUCUCUGCCAGGGCAACCACUACCAGUACGACACGCUGCGCCGCGCCAAGCACUCGUCGCUCAUGGUGCUCUACCACCUGCACAACCCCACCGCGCCCGCCUUCGUUGUCACCUGCAACGCGUGCCAGCGCGACAUUGAGAACCGGCAGGGGUGGCGGUGCGAGCAGUGUCCGGAUUAUGAUGUGUGCGCCCAGUGCAAGGACACGUGUGGACACCCGCACCCGCUGGUGUCGCAUGCGAGCCAGCCGGAUAGGAACGCGCAGAGCCAGGAGGGACGGCAGCAGCGUAUCAAGGAGGUGCGGAAGAUGCUGGAGUUAUUGGCUCACGCAGCGUCCUGCCGCCCCCAGCCAGGCACGGUGUGCACGUACCCCAAGUGCAGCAUGGUGAAGAUGCUGUUCCGCCACGGCACCAUCUGUGCCGGAUCUCAAGGAGGUUCCGGCGGUCAGACUUUUGAGGCGCCUCUAAAGUCGUCUAUAUGCCCUUUCUCGUUGCCCGUUGCCCUUGAUGAUCUAUUCUUUCCGCCCACUCGCAGGGAUCUCAAGGAGCAUUUCCGGCGGUCGGCACAGCAGAUGGAGUCGAGGCGGCGCAAGGCUGUGCAGGAGAUGAUGAGGCAGAGAGCAGCGGAGGCGGCUGGAGGGGCGCUCAAAAGAUGA
Closterium sp. NIES-65 is the source of this 1470-nucleotide messenger RNA. The record is from the annotation of a GenBank genome assembly. Lineage: Eukaryota; Viridiplantae; Streptophyta; Zygnematophyceae; Desmidiales; Closteriaceae.